Messenger RNA from Mesorhabditis spiculigera, 813 nucleotides. NCBI's taxonomy places the organism in Eukaryota, Metazoa, Nematoda, Chromadorea, Rhabditida, Rhabditidae. The record is from the annotation of a GenBank genome assembly.
AUGCGGAUUUCACUAUUGCUGCUCACCCUGCCCGCCAUCCUAGUCGCCUACAACCCCCCGGCCUCCGAGUGCGACCAAAUCACGCUGGUGAAGUGCUUCAUCGAUAUUUUGGACGAUUGGGCGUGGACGCUGUACGAGUUGAAGCAGAAUGUGGUGACGAUCAGCGAUGAACAAUGCAAGCACCUCAGUCGACUCGAGACCUGUGUAAAUGACGACAUCUCGCCCGAAGAUGCGGGAAAAAUGCAACUGAGUCAGAAUAAGCACAAGUGCAAGCACUCGGAAGUUGUCGAGGUUUCCGAGACGGUCAGCGAUCUUCUCACUCACAGACAGAAGGCUGGCUCAUUCUUAAAGUCGUACUACCUUCUCAAAUACGCCUGUUCCACCGAGGGCCAGGAAAUUCUGAGAGAACAUCGGGAGUGCCUGAAAAACGAACGAAUCGGAGACAUGACAUUGAAGGCUGGCACGUACAUGGCCACCAAGUUCCUUGAUAGCCCCAAUGACGGAGUGUGCGCAGAGAUACAACAACAACUUGAUGAGUAUAUGGAGACGACCAGCGGACUUUGCCAGGCAGCAGCCUCGCGACUCAUGUGCAAGAGUCUCACCAACAUGUUUACGGAACUCCAUCGCGAUGCGCUUUCCGACUGCGAGUUUAAGUGCCCGGAGGCUAAGGAGGCACCGAAAGCCGACACGAAUACGCUGGAAGACCCGCAGCAAGAGCAAAGCGAUCAGGAGGCGCUGAACAAAGCCAAGGGCAGCGCCCUAUCCACCAUUACGCAGUCGGCCGGGCUUCUGCUCGCCUUCAUCUUUCUCCGA